GCCUUCAUCCUCUCUCUCCUCCUCUCCUUCUUCGUCCUCUUCCUCUUCACGAUCUUCCUCGUCCCUUGGUGCUGAGAGUUUCAGGGAGCAGGAUGAACCAUCGCCAGCCAGAGCAUGAGCCCCUCGAGCAUUCCCAGACACCGCUUGCAGAUCGCUUGUUGCGGCAUCAGUUCAAUGAGGAGAGGCAGUUGCGAUACGACAUUCAGCAGGUGAACGUGCCAGCGCCCGGGGUUGCUGAUCUGGUGGCGUACUCGUUACUUUGUGAUCGGCUGACGUAUGCGGGGGUGUACGUGGACGUGACGCAGUUUCCGAGGCGGGAGACGACUCGAGUGUUCAUCAAGUUCCGGGCGCUCCAGGUGGCACCUAACUUCGUGCAUAGCGUCGCCACCUUCAUCGGAGAUUUGACGAUCUUGCCGCCGCAGAGCCGGGAGCUGGCGCGGAACGAAGACACGUGGGAGUUGCACCGAGCGCUGUACAAGUCGGUGGCGUUGGGGAUGUUCCGAUUCUUCGUGGAUCACGAAGACCACUGCAUCGGGGAGCACUUCGUCGUCUAUUACGUCAUCACACGGCCCAAGCCAGCGCAGAAGGAGGGGACGGUGGCGCUGUACCCAUUCGCCCAGCUCCAGACGAUCGAUCCGGGAUUGUUGGAGCUCAUACAUCUUGAGCUCCUAUCCAUUGCGCAAGUGAUCGCGAGCGAGGAAGAGGAGAUCCAACCACAAUUGCGGACGGCGGCUGCCCCGUGGAGAACGUACAACGUGGUCGUCAUCUCGGAUUACAUUGCGCAGCGCGCGGAGAGGUUGGAGGACUUCCCGGAGGAAAAGCCGUUGCGACCUCCCUCGUCGUAUCCCAGACCGGCGCCGCCAAAGGCCCCCCAGAAGACGCCGAAGAGGAAGAGAUGCCACCCGUCGCCAGGAAUUGCAAGGCAGCAGAAUCGGUGGAGGGGAGGAGGUGGUUCAGCCCGCACGCACGCGGAAUCUUGAUCCAGUGCCUGGGAGCGCGGCGACGCUCGUUAAGGAGACUGUCGUGCCAUCGCCGCCCUUCCCGCGCGUGCCCGAUCUC
Molecule: messenger RNA, 1059 nt
Organism: Chara braunii
Lineage: Eukaryota; Viridiplantae; Streptophyta; Charophyceae; Charales; Characeae
Source: the annotation of a GenBank genome assembly